Molecule: messenger RNA, 2757 nt
Organism: Leptinotarsa decemlineata (Colorado potato beetle)
Lineage: Eukaryota; Metazoa; Arthropoda; Insecta; Coleoptera; Chrysomelidae
Product: atrial natriuretic peptide-converting enzyme
Biological process (GO): proteolysis
Molecular function (GO): protein binding; serine-type endopeptidase activity
Source: RefSeq, a predicted model, not a curated record
GAGAAAGUGGCUUCCGAUGUAUCUGACACCAAAGUGAAAACGCCGUGAGAGAACUCAGCAUCACUGCAAUGAUCAUUUAAUUCUUCAAUCAAGUCCCAAGAAGUAGUUCCAAUGAUGAAAUAACUGUGACCUCUGUACGUGCUUUUUAUAUACUGUUAGACUACAUCGAACGUGAGCGAAUUUUAAUGAAAUUCUGUGUUUAGUGUAUCGGGUAAUUGUCCGGUUUUGAAACAAAUGAGAGACACUUAACGAAUCGAGAACAAUGACGGUGUCUAUGGAGAGGAAAGGGCACAGGAAAAACUCGUGGGAUUCCAAGAUGUCAAUCAGUACAGUGAGUUCAGGUACAAGACGAUUUAGAAAAUCUCCUAGUUCAAUUCUCUCUUCUGACUCGGACAUAAGGUUCACGAGAAAAAAGCUGACAUCUCAGUACAAAUGCGGAUGCUGCAUUAUUGCCACAUUUCUUCUCUUUCUGCUCUUAGCAGCCACAGCUGUAUACUUAGGAUAUACAUUUUUUCUUCCUCAAAAUCCAGACGAACAGAUUUUCAGAGCAACCUUUAGGGUGAUAGAGGGUGAUACCUUCUCUUCCGAUCUGGCAGAUCCUAGUACAAAUAAGUUUAAGAAUAGGUCACGUGAUUAUAGAGAAAGGCUGAAUCUGCUGUUCAGGAGGAGCUCAGUAAAGCAUGGUUAUAUGGGUACUGAGGUGCUUGCGUUGGAUGGAACGGAAGACAAAGAUCUCAUAGUCCACUUCAACAUUCACAUCGACCCUUACUACGUAAACAUAAAGGCCAAGGACUUAGAAGCCAUCUUAGCCAAUGAAAUUUCUGUGGAAGAAUCUCUAUUCUUCAAGAAUCUCACAAUCGACUCUACGAGUCUGGAGGUUAUUCCUAGUGAUGUUCUUCCUAGAACUGGAACAACUACCAACCCAACAACACUGUCUCAGGCUGUGACGAAGGCACCCGACCCUCCCAGGAGAUGGAUAUUAGGGAAAAGUUUCUGCAGGGAUUUCAUGGCUGGAUGCGGAAGCCGACUGCAAGGGAAGAUUAAGGAAUCUCUGGACUGCAGUAGAUUUCCAGAGUUUGGCAAAGACGGAAAUUGCUUCACGAAGCCAGGAUGUGUCGAUGAACUUCAAUCUAGAGCUUUGUCCCCACGAAUUUGUGAUGGCGUCAUAGAUUGUCAAGAUGUCUCUGAUGAAAAAAGUUGCAGCUACUGCCCUAAAAACCACCUCCAUUGUGGCAUAGGAAGAGCGUGUAUUCACAGAUCAAGAAGAUGCGACGGUCACGUUGACUGUCCAGAUGGAAGUGAUGAAAGAGGAUGCUUGAGCCUAGCCCCAAGCGUGGACAUCAUACAGAAAGCUGAAGUCGUGACACCACACCUUUCACGGUACAAUUCAGAGGGAUUCAUUAUUUUCAAUGAAAAAGGAGAAGUCGGAAAAUUGUGCACAGAAAAUAUCAACAGAAGUUUGCCAGCCAAUCAGACGUUCGCGGUUCUUCACGCAGUUGCAUCUUCGCUUUGUAAAACUUUGACUUACGAGAACGUGUUAUCGGUGAAUGUGGAGGUGGACUUCGAAAAUGGCAUCUCAUAUGUGAGAAUGAAAAAUCCCACAGCUCCAGAGAUCAGUUUCAUUAGAUCUGAAUGCCCAUCGAAACAAGUACUCAAAGUUUCUUGUUCAGAAUUACAGUGUGGAAUUCAAAAUACGCAUGGACCAACCGGAAUUAAGGUACUGACUAAGAUGGCUUCUCACGGUGAUUGGCCAUGGCAUGCUGCACUUUUUAAAGAAGAUGUUCAUAUAUGUGAUGGAACUUUGGUAUCUCCGAAUUGGAUAGCAACGUCUACGUCUUGUUUUCAAGGUCAACCAAAAGCUGAAUGGACUGCCAGAUUCGGAGUUACUCGUUUGUCAAGUUCAACGCCUUGGGAGCAAGAGAGAAUGAUAAUCGGAAUGAUAAAGUCACCGGUAGAGGGCAGCACCAUAGCUUUGAUCAGACUCAACGAACCAGUGAUCAUGAACGAUUUUGUGAGGCCAAUUUGCCUUCACGAUGAAAACACCGGCUUAAUAUUGAAUAAAGCUCAUUGCAAUACCUUGGGAUGGACUAGAAAUAGGGAACAAAUGCAGAGGGUGCAAGUUAAGGUGACUGACAUGGAAAAAUGUGAAAAUGUCAGCAUUUCGAAUGUGAAUAGCAUUUGCACUGAAACAGCGAUUGGCCAAAAUGAUUGCAAUGAAGAAGAAUUUGCAGGGAGUCCAAUGAUGUGCCAGAAUGGAGAAAAUGAAAAAUGGACAUUGGUUGGAAUAACAAACUGGAGGAUAGCUUGUGCGAAAAAUGGACUGGAAAGGCCCAGAAUGUAUGAUAAAAUUUCCUCAAACGUCAACUGGAUCAGAGAAAGUAUAUCUUCUAUCGAUACUUGAAAAACUGUUGGAGAUAUAAGUGCCAAAAUACAAUAACGAGAAUUGCCAAACUGAUUUUUUUCAGACUGACAAAAAGUUUUAUAGAAUUUUCAUAGGUUGAUGUAUAUAUACUGUUUGUGUAGAAGGCAGAUGAACGAUUUUUUAUUUAUACUGUGAGAUGUUGAGGAAAAAGACAAAUGUUCGAGUAGUUAUUUUAUAUUUACAGAAUUAAUUUGGACACAUAUAAAUGAUGUUUCAAUAAAUAAUUCGUACUUAUUAAUAGUACCUUAAAUAAUAAAUGUGAAUAUGUAUAGAUGAUUCUUGAAUGUAAUUUCAAUAUUUAAAUUUUUAUACAAUAAAAUUUGUACAUUUUAGUA